GCGGGGUCGCGCGGGCCCGAGCAGGACAGCCGCCAUCUUGCGCGAGCCGGAAUCCCGUCCCGCUUUUGCGGCCUAGAGUGCGCACGGGUCGGCGGCAUUCCCUUGCAGCCGCCCAGCGUCGCCGCGGCCCAGCUGGAUCCCUCGCCCGCCACCUCUCUGCCCCCGGCCGGAGUCCGGCCCUCACUCCCUCAUCUGGGCCAGGUCCGGCCUGCCCGCGGGGUCUCGCGGCUGCCCCGGGGACGAUGAACGGAGGAUAAAUGGUGCCCAAGGCAGACAGUGGUGCCUUUCUGCUGCUCUUCCUGCUGGUUCUCACUGUCACCGAGCCGCUGCGGCCAGAGCUUCGGUGCAACCCUGGGCAGUUUCAGUGUCACAGUGGUACCAUCCAGUGCAUACCCCUCCCCUGGCAAUGUGAUGGCUGGCCAACGUGUGAGGAUAAGAGUGAUGAAGCCGACUGUCCAGAAGUGACUGGAGAGGCCCGUCCUUAUCAUGGGAAGGAGACCUUGGACCUGCGACAGGGGCGGACCAGAGGAGGUGACCCCACACACUUCCACACGGUGAACAUGGCUCAGCCUGUCCGCUUCAGCAGCUUCCUAGGGAAAUGCCCGACCGGGUGGCACCACUACGAAGGCACAGCCAGCUGCUACCGGGUCUACCUCAGCGGAGAGAACUACUGGGAUGCUGCGCAGACCUGCCAGCGUGUGAAUGGCUCGCUCGCUACUUUCUCCACUGACCAGGAGCUGCGCUUUGUCCUGGCCCAGGAAUGGGACCAGCCAGAGCGGAGCUUCGGCUGGAAAGACCAGCGCAAGCUGUGGGUUGGUUAUCAGUAUGUCAUCACUGGGCGGAACCAUUCCUUAGAAGGUCGCUGGGAAGUAGCAUUCAAAGGCUCCUCGGAAGUGUUCCUGCCUCCAGAUCCCAUCUUUGCCUCCGCCAUGUCUGAGAGUGACACUGUGUUCUGCGCCCAGCUCCAGUGCUUCCACUUUCCCACGCUGAGGCACCAUGACCUUCAUAGCUGGCAUGCUGAGAGCUGCUCUGAGAAGUCUUCAUUUCUGUGUAAAAGAAGUCAAACGUGUGUUGAUAUCAAAGACAAUGUGGUGGAUGAAGGGUUCUACUUCACUCCCAAGGGAGAUGACCCAUGUUUGAGCUGUACCUGCCAUCGAGGGGAGCCUGAGAUGUGCGUUGCUGCCCUGUGUGAGCGGCCGCAGGGAUGUCAGCAGUACCGCAAGGACCCUAAGGAAUGCUGCAAGUUCAUGUGUCUGGACCCAGAUGGCAGCAGCCUGUUUGACUCCAUGGCAAGUGGGAUGCGCCUGGUCGUCAGCUGUAUCUCCUCCUUCCUCAUCCUCUCGCUGCUGCUUUUUAUGGUCCACCGACUGCGCCAGCGGCGCCGGGAGCGCAUUGAGUCCCUGAUUGGAGCAAACUUGCACCAUUUCAACCUUGGCCGGAGGAUCCCUGGCUUUGACUAUGGUCCAGAUGGGUUUGGCACAGGCCUCACCCCACUACAUCUUUCUGACGACGGGGAAGGUGGGACUUUCCAUUUCCACGACCCUCCGCCUCCUUAUACAGCUUACAAGUACCCAGACAUGGACCAGCCGGAUGAUCCACCACCGCCCUAUGAGGCUUCCAUCAACCAGGACAGUGUCUUCUAUGACCCUGCAGAUGACGAUGCCUUUGAACCCAUGGAGACCAGCCUGCCAACCCCAAGGGAAGGUGGUAUUGAAGGUGCAUUGCCCAGGCACUUGGAUCAUCCACUGCCCCCUGCAGAGACCUCCUUGACAGAUCUGGAAGACUCCACAGACAGUAGCAGUGCCCUGCUAGUGCCCCCUGAUCCUGCCCAGAGCGGGAGCACCCCAGCUACAGAAACACCACCAGGUGGUGGGCGCCACCCCCGUAACUCCCUCAAUACUGUGGUGUAGGUGGACUAGGGGUAUCUGUUUCCUGUUCAGAAGACACCUAUCCCAGUGGGAGACUUGAAGGGGUCCUGUCAUAGCCUGGACCCACUCCACUGCCACAUCCCCACCAGCAGCAGGUGUGUACAUAGAAACUGAAGCCAGGCACCCCAAGAGAGAAGCAAGUGCCUGUGCCAUCUUUAUCUGAGGGUUUCUCAGUCUCAUUUUUAAAUGGCAGAAUGACACAGGUGUUUAUACCACACUUUUCCAAGAGAACAGAGGCAGUGGGAUGCACUCACCAAAUAUAUCUUUGGAUGGGCUUGCUUACUGCACUGUGUCACCCCCAGAAGCUAGUCACCAACCAGUGAGCACACCAGUACAGACAGAGCAGGGUUACCACUGUAUGUAACACUAGCUACCUAGAGGCCGCUACCUAGAGGCAGAGCAUCUGUGAACUUCCAGGGAAAGCAUUCGCAGCUGCUGCACUGGCUCUCUGGGGGCAUUCUGUUUGGCCCCAAAUGCAAAUAUUGAGGUGCCAGUCCCUGGGAGAAAGUUGAACUUGCUGCCCCAUUUCCAGCUUUGUUUUGAGGCCAGCACUGUGGCAGCACUCUCCAUGGCGUAGCUCUGCAUGGCUCCCCAGGAGUAGACUCUAGACCCCUUGGAGGGUUGGGCAUGCUGGCUUUUUUCUGCCACCCACUGGAUCCCUGUGCUCUGCUUGCUGGUGAAUGACUAUUGAGUCUGGCCAGCCCCCUUCACCUUGUCUGUGCCAUAAAGGGUUAUUCAUUUGGGAAGAGAGUUGGCUCAGUAGACACCCUGUGGUUGUGUCACAUGAGUCCACUUCACCCCAUGACCACCGCUGGAGCCCAGCAGCAUCUGCUGACCACACACAUGCCUCCCAGCCCCUCCGCAGCACUGGAUACCUGGGGCUUUUUGCCCCAAAGGACCCUGUUGCCAACUCCAUGCCAUGGUCUUGUCUCCUGACACAGGCCUUCAGCAUUUCUAUGGUUUGGAGAUUAAGCAAGGUUCUGUGCAAUUUUUAGCACAUUCGUAUCUUUUCUAUGUUGAAUGUCUGGAUCUUUCUGUAUCUGUAUGUGUCCUCACGUGGCCAAAUGUUUGCAGGUGAUGGUGGGUGAUUCAUGGGAGCUCAGGAUGGCCCACUGCCCCAUAUGAGUUCUUGGGCUGUUCUUAGACCACUGUGUCUGAGCUGCCACCUAGGCCGUGGUCAGUGGGACUGGGACUCCUGUCCAACUAAGAACAUGAGCAGGAGAAACUACUACGACCUCCAGCUCUUUGGUGCUUGAUCAGACCUGCACAGUUCUAGGCAUAUCCUUACACUGCUUGGAAACCUGUUUCCCCUCCCAUGUGGAGCAUCUUCAGAGAAUCCCCAGGGCUGGCUGGAGGUUUAAGAUUUGUCCCUGGAUAGUCUGUCCCAAGGCUUGAGCCCACAGGCUAGCUGCUGCAGACAUCCCUCUGCCAAAGGGCUCGUGCCUCCUCCACUCAUGGCUUAGAAGAGCAGGAAGUUCAUCAUGCCUCCGGCAAGUAUUGAAUGCUGGACACUGGGAAGCCAUGCUCCAGAGCAACAGUGGGGAAUUGUCUUGGUGCCAGGCCACCCAGAAGAGUCCUAAGAACCACACAGCAGUGCCUCAGAAGGCCAUAUGUACAGACAGAAAUUCUCUGGGGACCAAAUGACAGUUGGGGUUGGGGCCUGAUUCUAGGAGGCAGAGGUGAAGAGGGUGACUUAAAGUGGACCAUGGUGCUGCUGAGGUGGGCCUGCGGGGCUACCAGGGUGCAUGUGGCCUGUGUUUGGGGCUGUUUGAACUGUUGCUGUUGUAGUUCCAAGCACUGGGAUCUGACACCUUCUCCAGAUCUUAUUGGUGAAUAAUCCCAGGUCCAGGAUUUGCUAAGGUUUGUGUUUCCUUGCCCAUCCCACAAGGCCCCAGAGGGACAGGCCAAGCUCCUGGGAGGUCCCGUUCCCAGGACUGCCUUGCCACUCCUGUGAGAGGCUGGGUGCCCUCUGACCUGCCUUGAGGUGGAAUUUGAUUCUGUACAUUGUCUCAAUGCCUGUUUUUACAUACUCCUUUCACUAAAGGUUUUAGUUUGGGUGUAUUUUUGGUCGGGUUGGCAUUAAUCCUUUCUUAAGAUGCUGUGAGAACCAUUUCAUCCAAUGCCAAAUAAACUUGUGUUAUGGAAAAGGCAUGGUCGGUCCUUGUUGCAGCCCAGCCCUAUAGCCAGAGCUCUCCUAAGUUUUCAGCCCUUAUAGGCAACCAGCUGGCUUCUGACACCCUUUUAUUAAGAACCAGACAGCUAGACCUGGAACGUCUGUACAGGGUACAUGGCAGGGCCACCCUGUGCUCCCUCUGAAGCGUUAUUAAAGUGACAGGCAUGCUGGUUCCCUCUGGUUACUGGUGACCAGUGUGAGUUAGGCUGAGCAGAGAAGGACAUGGGACUUGGUCCCUUAGCUGUUCAGAUCGAGUAAGCAGCCCCUUCCAGCAGAGCAGCUCUAGGUUCUAAGAGGAUUGGGCUGGCUACCUACAGCCAGGCUUGACUGGACCCUGCCUCCCUGCAGGGGCCAGAGAGGCCCACUCUGGCACUAGCAGGGCCUGUUGACUUGGGCUGGGCUCCCUCCUGAAGGAGGGUGGGGAUUGCACUCAUCCACUCUGGCACUUGGCCUACUCACAGGGGU
Messenger RNA from Microtus oregoni (creeping vole), 4566 nucleotides. It is a transcript of the gene Dgcr2, whose product is annotated as DiGeorge syndrome critical region gene 2. Gene Ontology annotation, molecular function: protein binding. Lineage: Eukaryota; Metazoa; Chordata; Mammalia; Rodentia; Cricetidae. Bases 258 to 1910 code for a protein of 550 amino acids. The record is from RefSeq and is a predicted model, not a curated record. Gene Ontology annotation, cellular component: membrane. The transcript has 10 exons.